This is a messenger RNA of Camellia sinensis, 1110 nucleotides long. The record is from RefSeq and is a predicted model, not a curated record. NCBI's taxonomy places the organism in Eukaryota, Viridiplantae, Streptophyta, Magnoliopsida, Ericales, Theaceae.
CAUAUAUUUUCCGUAGAAAAAUCUUUUCUUAUUGUUAGUUCUCUUGCAUAUCUGCAUGUGUUUAUUCUUCGUAGAGAAUUUUUGCAUGUGAUAUUUCUGUAGUUUUCUUGAUACCACAACUGUUAAAUUUAACUAAAGCUUGUUGAAGUCAAUGCUCAUACUUGGGCAGAUUGAUGUUCUGCUUUGGCUUCAUUUCUGUGAAUAUUUUAUCUCUAGAAAAAUCGUGAUAAGUGGACAAAAAAAAUGAUAGUGAGAAUUUAUGCUGACUUGCUUAUUUAGAGACCUCUUUUGCCUUAAAGAAACAUAUAUUAGAAUUCUUAAAUUAUAUUGAAUUCUUCUGUCUUUAUCGAAUGAUAAAAUUGUGCCUCAAAUUCCUCUUCUAGAUUUAAUAGCUGCUGGGGUCUAUGUUGGAUGAGCUAAGUGGAUCAGAGCAGCAAUUCCACCAACAUGUGGACAAGCCAUGGAAGUCCCUGACAUGACAGUGAAGUUCACUCUUCUAGAAUCUUCUGGAAGAGCGAUGGGGCCCAAGUUUUGAGGCCAGGCAGCGAUGAUGUUCACUCCAGGAGCAAGAUUGGAUUUGAGGAACAUAUAUCUCGAUGGACACAAUAACUGGAUUUUUACUGGCUGGAGUAGGCAAUGUGGAUUUGCAGAGAAAGACAAAUUACCUAAUUGUGGACUCAAAAAUAACUGUUGAGCAAAUUAAAGAAGCAUUCAAGGAGUUUACAACAAGAGAAGACGUUGCAAUAGUGAUGAUCAGCCAAUAUGUUGCAAACAUGAUAAAGUUUUUAGUAGAUAGCUACAACAAUCCAAUUCUAGCAAUUUUGGAGAUUCCUUCCAAGGACCAUCCCUACGAUCCAACACAUGAUUCUGUUCUUUCAAGAAUGCUAGUUGAUGAUAUUGGUGAUGUAACAAUUACUAAUGAUGGUGCUAUAAUACUCAAGAUGUUAUGUGUUGAGCAUCCUGCUGCAAAGGUGGAAGAAUAAAGCAUCCAUUUGGUUGAGCUUCAAGACCGAGAAGUUGGAAAUGGGACAACUUCUGUGAUUAUUAUAUCAGUCAAGUGAUCCAGCAGACAAUGAUGCAUGGGAAGAUAGUGACCGAGAAGCUUGACAA